This is a messenger RNA of Lampris incognitus (smalleye Pacific opah), 7058 nucleotides long. RefSeq names its product histone deacetylase 7a (gene hdac7a). The transcript is spliced from 25 exons. Gene Ontology annotation, biological process: chromatin organization; negative regulation of transcription by RNA polymerase II. Lineage: Eukaryota; Metazoa; Chordata; Actinopteri; Lampriformes; Lampridae. The record is from RefSeq and is a predicted model, not a curated record. The coding region runs from base 164 to 3127 and encodes 987 amino acids. Gene Ontology annotation, molecular function: histone deacetylase activity. Gene Ontology annotation, cellular component: histone deacetylase complex.
UUGCAGCCCCUCACUUUCUCAGCGCUACGACAGAGGGAACCAAUAUUUCUGCUCCUGUUGUAGCUCGAGCUCGUUCCGAACUGCGUUCUGGACUUGGACGGCAUUGGGACCGGGCGGCGCCUGACCAUGACUGACAGAACUUCCUGACGCGUCCCGCCGCUAGAUGUUCACCCUGCAGACUGACUCCUCGGUGGCUGUGCCAGCUCCGUGCCCAUCGCUCCCCAUGGACCUGCGAGUAGGAGAGCGGGUGAUGCGUCCCAGUUCAGACACAGCGCUGCUGACCCCGCUGCACCCCCCGCUCCUCCUCGCCCCCUUCUCCCCGCAGCCCUGCACCCCCUUUUCCCAGCAGCAGCUCCACCAGCACAUCCGGUUUAACAUGGAACAGAGGAGGCGAGAGCAGGAGCAGCAGGAGAAACAGCAGGAGCUGCAGCAGCUGAAACACAAGGACAAGAGUCAACAGAGUGCAGUGGCCAGUUCCCUCGUGAAACAGAAACUCCAGGAAGUGAUUCUUAAAAAGCAAAAGCAGGCGGCCCUGGAGAGAACAAACUCCAACCCCCUGACUAGUCCUGUAGCAUACAGAGAGCUGGCUCCAGAUCCCAGCAUUCCCUCCCAGCCUCUGGUCUCCUCCCCCCUGCACCCCCCCAGCGAGGGCUCGGACGAGACUCCCCUGCGAAGGGCAGCGUCAGAACCCAACCUGAAGGUGAAACACAAACUGAAGAAACACCUGAACACCCGCAAGAGCCCGCUCACCCGCAAAGAGAGCGCCCCGCCCACCGUCAGACACAGAGUACCUGACACAUUGGACUCAUCCCCGAGCAGCAGUAGUACUCCAGUCUCUGGAUGUAGUUCCCCAAAUGACAGUCUGCCCAACGACAAUGGGCUACUGCCAUCUGCUGGAGGCCUCUCACAUGAGGCUCAGCGGCUGCUGCUUCAAGAUGGCUCUCUAUCUAACUUCACUGUCCAUAGUCCAUCCACUCUGCCCACCAUCACCCUCGGACUGCCUGCCAAUGCCAGGGUUGAUGGAGACCUGUCCUCUCUGAAGGUGGGCAGGGUACCGGUGGUGACGGCCGGUGGCUCCCCGGUGUUUCUUCCCCUGGGCAGGGAGGAGCAGGCUGGGCAGCUGUCCCCUCACCUUCAACCUGUCAUCAUCCUGGAGCCCUCUGCACUGGUGCACACCCCACUACUCGCUGUUCCGGGCCUUGGCCCCGUACCACUGCAGUUUGCCCCUCAGUUAGACCGCCUGGCCCCGGGAGGCAGCCAACCCCACAAGCCCCUGAGCAGAACGCGCUCAGAGCCCCUACCCCAGAGCCCGCGGCCCCUGCACACACACCUGCUUCAGCAGCAGCACAAUGCACAACUACUGGAGAGGCUCAAACAGCAGACUCAGCUGGGCAAACUGAUGUCUAAAUCCAGCGAGAAACCCAGACUACGUCAGAUCCCCUCUGAGGAGAUGGACUCAGAGGAUGGGGGUGAGACGUCUCCCGCUGAACACUCUUAUCAGAGCAGGCCGAGGGCGGAGUCACUCAGAGAGAUGGAGGCAACCACAGCCGAGAGCCAGGGAGAGCAGAUUAACCUUCAACACGCACUCAUCCUCAACCAGUCAUUGCUAUGGGAACAGCAAAAGCAGCUGCAGCAGCUUCGUCGUCAGACGGCCCAAAUGGAGACCCUGGCGGUUCCCAUGAUACUCAGCGGCGGCGGCGUGAGCAGUGCGGCGGUGGCCCAUCGCCCCCUGUCUCGCACCCAGUCCUCCCCGGCAUCUACCUCUCUCGGCCUGUCUGAUAAACCCCUGACCCUGGCUGCGCAAGACACCACUAGCAAGCCGCGCUUCACAACUGGCUUGGUGUAUGACUCUCACAUGCUCAAGCACCAAUGUACAUGUGGAGACAAUAGCAGUCACCCAGAGCAUGCUGGGAGGAUUCAGAGCAUUUGGUCACGGCUACAGGAGAGAGGCCUGAGGGGACAGUGCGAGAGUAUCCGUGGGAGGAAGGCCACGUUGGAGGAGCUGCAGUCCGUCCACACGGAACGCCACGUCCUGCUCUACGGCACCAACCCGCUCAACAGACUCAAACUGGACAACCGCAAGUUAGCCGGAAUCCUCUCGCAAAGGAUGUUCGUGAUGCUGCCAUGUGGGGGUGUAGGGGUCGACAACGACACCAUCUGGAACGAGUCUCACACCUCCACGGCGUCCCGCAUGGCGGCCGGCAGUGUCACCGAGUUGGCGUUCAGAGUGGCCAAGGGGGAGUUGAAGAACGGCUUCGCUGUAGUCCGACCGCCGGGGCACCAUGCGGACCCGUCCAACCCCAUGGGUUUCUGUUAUUUCAACUCGGUGGCCAUAGCAGCCAAGCAGCUCCAGCAGAAGCUCAGUGCCAGUAAGAUCCUGAUCGUGGACUGGGAUGUUCACCAUGGUAACGGCACCCAGGAAGUGUUCUAUAGCGACCCCAGCGUUCUCUACAUCUCUCUGCAUCGCUACGACGAUGGGAAUUUCUUCCCUGGUAGUGGCUCCCCGGCUGAGGCCGGUUCUGGAGCCGGUGAGGGCUUCAACGUCAACGUAGCAUGGACAGGAGGUCUGGACCCCCCCAUGGGAGACGCUGAGUACCUGGCUGCUUUCAGGACGGUGGUGAUGCCCAUAGCGCAGGAGUUCUCGCCCGACGUAGUUUUGGUGUCAGCUGGAUUUGAUGCUGCUGAGGGCCACCCAGCUCCUCUGGGAGGCUACAAAGUCUCUGCCAGAUGUUUCGGGUUCCUGACCCGCCAGCUAAUGUCGCUAGCCGGGGGUCGGCUGGUGUUGGCCCUGGAGGGUGGGCAUGACCUCACGGCCAUCUGUGAUGCCUCAGAAGCCUGCGUCAGUGCCUUGCUUGGCAUACAGGAGCCACUGCCAGAGGAGGUGCUGCUCCAGGAGCCCAACGCCAACGGAGUCCGCUCCCUGCAGACCGUCAUACAGAUACAAAGUCAGUAUUGGCAGACUGUGAAGGCCUACGGUAGCUCAGUAGGUCUCUCCUAUCUGGAUGCUCAAAGCAGAGAAUGUGAGGAGACGGAUGCUGUCAAUGCCUUAGCCUCACUCUCAGUAGGAGUCCUUACCAGCAAGAGCAUUCCUGAUGAACCAAUGGAACAUGAUGAAGACUCUAUGUAGAAAUCUCUCGAAUCACCUCACAGAAGCCGCCUUCAGGAAGUUGACCUCACCAAAUAAGCCUUGGAGCUCCUGCGCUGUUACACGUCUACAGAGGGGGAAGGAUCGCUGUUGUAAUGCCACUGAGCCCUGCCCAUCUGUCUUAUUUCACACACAGAAACACACACACACACACACACAUACACAAAAUCAACACUGAACCUCUGUAAACUAGCCAUAUGAGCACUCAAAUGCUGUUAGCCAUCCAGCUGAACCCAGCGACCCCACAUCGGUCAGCCUUCUGGACUCUUCACCAAAGAGUAACACUACUGUGUUUGUGGGUGACAAAGACGGGUUUAGAGAGGAAUGGAUUGUUCCUGAUCGACCAGCUGUUCCACGGACAGUGUGUGUCCUGAUGAAUUCCAAUACCAGGAUCACAUGACCACUUUUUCAAGCCUUAUUGGAACAGACAGAACUCUGGUCACGAUACUAAAAUCCUGGUCAUAUCUGACGGACUGUAAGAGGGUCUUAAAGCACUAUUAACUCGCAGCAAUUUUGUUUUUUUGCCUUACCUUUGCCUUAACUUAACCAAGGACAGACUUGAGGAUUCUGUACCAUUUUCCUCCCCAAACCAAGUUUAAACCAAACGCUGACCCCCAAAGGGACACCCAACGCCUUCUGAAAAAAAAAAGGCUCCGCUUGAGAGUCGAGUGACAGCAAGUUGAAGCAUAGACCCAAGUCAGACAGGAUGGGGGGAAAUGGCUGUACUGUAUAUGAACUUGUGGGCAGGCACAAAAGAGAAGAAGAAAAAAAAAAGCACAGAAGAUGAAAGAGAUGGAUGUCGGAGACAGAGAGAGACUGUCUUGGAGACUGACUCGGUGACUCAGUCUGUUUUAAUGAUGUCAUAACAUACAGUUUAACCACUAGAAGACAACAAAGAAGACAACAGGAGGAAAAAAAGGAAAUGAAGAUGCAAAAUGGACAACUGUGGUUUGAAGAAGAAGAAGAAGAAAAAAAAGGAAAGAGCAAAUGUCUUUUCUGUUUUAUUGCACUGUGCAUUCCAUAAUGUGAACCAUAAGAAAUUUCCAAAGCUCUGGGAAAAAAAAACAAAAAACAAAACACACAAACAAGUCUCUUUAGGUUAUUUAAUUAUGUCUUUGGGGAUUUGGAUGGAUGUCUAACUCUUUAAUUCCACUCGUUCUAAAAACGUCUCGUCAAGCCUUUGACUCGCUCUGAGGACACAUGUCGACCAAAAUACUGUUCUGAGUUGUGUUUGCUGAUAUGAUUCGGAAAGCAUGCCAGAUGUUAAAAAGCAGGAUUUUCCUUUCCGGCUGCUGCUCGAAAGAAUUGUCUUAGACGUACACACACUCGCUCAUGCAUGCAUGCACACACAUAUACACACACACUUUCUCAACACGCAAAAAAUGACCUAAUGAUGUACCACUGGUAUCGAAUGUGUAAUUGUUAAUGUUGGAUGUCGGAUGUGAUCCCUGCCACCGUGCCACCAAGGACCAGCGCUGUGUUCUGUGGUAGCAAUAACCCAAAUGCACUUAAUGGACGUCCACAUAGAGCUGCCUUAAGUUUGUCUGCACUCAGCGGUGGGAGUGAAUAUAAAUACCAGUCUUACAAUGACCAGUAGUAGUUCAGUGGUUCCCCAACACUACUCCUCGGGGUUCUCGUCCUCCUCCUGGUUUUCUCUUCCGCCAGGCGUCCAGCUAUCUAACGAGGGGGUUAAUUACAAUGUGACGAACUUAAAACGCCCGGCAGAAUGGCAAACCGCAUGGUGCGCCGGAGUUUAGAGCCGCCUCCUUGGCAUACCGGCAUUUGAACCUGUGGAUUUAGGCUGGCGUUAAACAGUCGGACUACUUCUCGUCUUUUAACAUAAAGUUUAAGGAUCAAGUCCUUGACUUUCACGUGAAUGCCGUUCCCUGAAGGUUCACCAGACUCAUCCUCUAGAAACAAAACAUCUCCUUGGACACGGCGGCUCUUCUUCACGUCUUGUUGUAAAGUGGAUCAGUGUGUGCCUCUCUCCGUUCCUUGUGUCUGGUGAAAUUUUACUGUCAUUACUGCAGCCAGUCAAAUCAGACACCCUUUCCUGACUCGUUAUCAGUGAGAAAAGUAGCACAUGCUAAGUUAUGCAUCGCUAGCGGGCCCUUAGAAGGCCCAAAGCAUGAUGUGGUCUGCACCAGCCACUCCUGUUAGCUGAUAUCAUGAAGGAGCGAUGACAUAGAUCCAUCCGGGCCAAACUCAUUUGUAGUGCAGCCAACACAGACUGAGAUUCAGGAGGAUUAAGUGACAUUUCAUCCUUUGCUCUACUGAAAUUUUAAUGUAGACUGCUGGUCGAAAGGAGCCAGUUGAGGUGGUUCGGGCAUCUGAUUAGGAUGCCUCUUGGGCGCCUUCCUUUGGAGGUUUUCUGGGCACGUCCACGGGGGAGGAGACCCCAGGGUAGACCCAGAACUCGCCAGAGGGACUACGUGUCCAAUCUGGCAUGGGAACACCUUGGGACCCCCCCCCCCCCCCCCAGGAGGAGCUGGAGGGCGUUGCUGGGGAGAGGGACAUCUGGAGGGCCCUACUUAGCUUGCUGCCACCGUGACCCGACCCCGGAGAAGCGGCUAAUGAUGAGAUGGGAUGAGCUGGGGUUGUACUAGGUGGCUAUUUAUAGUGCUGCAUCCCCUUCUCUUUUUAUAGAUAUGGCCUUGUUUGGACAAAGUCGAUAAACUUCUUUUCAAUCCCAACAAUCCAUUGCUGAAUUUAAAAGCUGACGUCUUGUUCACCUUUGGAGGCACACAUCUGAUUCUACAGCCAGGAAAAAUAUUCGUUAUUUUGCACAAGGAGAAAUCUGAUUUUGUCUUCCUGUAUAAACGCAGUCAAGUCAUGGAUAAAAAACCAACUCGCCGGUUUUUGGAUAUUUUGAGUGUCAGUUGGCCCAUCGAGCUGCAAAUGAUUUUGACGCGGCCUGAGGAAGCAUUGUCAGUUGACCCUGCAUGUACCAAACUGAUUGUGUCUUUAGCGGUGCAGUAAGUUUAUCGUUGUCGAGACUCUGGGCAUUGUCUGCUCAUCAGAAGCCAGCGGAGAGCUUGUAUAUUAAAACAACAGGACCUUAGAAACUAAAGCAAUAGGAGUAAAGCUGUGGCCAUUGCAGAAGCAGCACAACUAGUGUUUUGCCGGGCAGAUGUUGCACAGUUGCCCCUUCCCCCCAGGGUGAAUUAUCUAGAAGAUCCCGUUGCAUCAGGGGAGGUGGGUGCUCUGUAAUGGCCAGCAAGGUGUUACCCUUCCAUCCAUGGUAUUCUUUUUGAAUUGAUGUCAAUUUAAUAGUGUACUAUGUCUAUCCUUACACAACGCACCCAGUAGGUGCACGCUAUCUCUGAAGUAAUUUUUGUAGAAUGUUUGUAUGUGUAUGUACAAGAGAGACUGAGACAAGUUGUAUUUUCAUUGCAUGUACGUACACACACACACAUAUAUAUGUACUCCUGUGUUAGUGUGUCUUAGGACGUGCAUUCCCAGGAAUUGGCGUGUGUGUGUCUGUUUGUACGGGGACUCGCCUGUCAGAUACUGUAAAUGACCUUUCUUGUAUUAUAUUCCCAAUGGCCUUUUUGUCUUAGAGGCCAGUUAUGCCUCAGCUCUUAAUUCCCUUUUGUCAAUACUGUCAUUUGUAUGUUUCUUCGUUAAAACCCCCCAACAGAAAACACUGUAAAUAGAAACUCGAUGACCAAAAUACACAUGUCACACAUGUGCCUUAAUGCAUUCAGUUGUAUGUGUAUUGGUAACUUCACUAACUGGACUUACUCUAUUACUAAAACAUGACAUUGAAUUCUUUGUUCUCUACUAUUCUGGUAUUGUUUACCUGUGUUUUUUCACCUUAUAUUUCCUACCAUGCAUAUGUAUAGAAAGAUUGUCUAUUUUGUACCGUUAUAUUUUUUGUCCUUUCUCUGAAUUAAGAAGUAAAGUUUUCCAA